This is a messenger RNA of Striga asiatica, 1110 nucleotides long. Lineage: Eukaryota; Viridiplantae; Streptophyta; Magnoliopsida; Lamiales; Orobanchaceae. The record is from the annotation of a GenBank genome assembly.
AUGGAUUCAUAUGCCCACAAUCUCCACAUCUUCUUCCUUCCCAUGAUGGCCCCCGGCCACAUGAUCCCCAUGAUCGACAUAGCCUGGAAAUUCUCAACCCACGGCGCGAAAUCGACCAUCAUCACCACACCCGCAAACGCAUCUCAAUUUUCCCAAACCAUCAAACUCGGCCGCGAAAAAGGCCUCCGAAUCGAAAUCUCCCUCGUCGACUUCCCUUGCCGCGAGUCGGGCCUUCCCGAGGGCUGCGAAAACCUCUCUUCCACAACUACACCACAAAUGUCCGUAAAUUUCCUAAAAGCCCUCGACUUUCUCCAAAAUCCCGUUGGAGACAUGCUUCGGAAGGCCCAACCGGACUGCAUAGUCGCCGGAGGAUACUUCUGGUGGGCCACCGUUUUGGCCAGCGAGCUCGGGAUUCCUCGAGUGGGCUUCUACGGAACGGGCUUUUUCCCCAUGUGUCUCUUUCAGAGCCUAAGGCAAAAUAAGCCGCACGAGAAAGUCGACUCGGAUUACGAGGAGUUUGUGGUCCCGGGAGUCCCGGGUGAUAUCAAGAUCACGAGAAAACGGCUCCCGAGUAUAAUAACGGGAGAUGACGAGCAUCCACUUGCCGAUGUGAUGAAUAAGGCUUUCGAUUCCGAUCAGUCGAGCCUUGGGAUGAUUGUGAACACGUUCUAUGAGCUCGAGCCCGAAUACUCGGCCCAUUACAGGGAGGCCCAUGGAGUGAACACGUGGCACGUGGGGCCCGUCUCGCUGUUGGGCGGGCGGGUCGUGGAUUCGGAUGGGGAUGACGAGUGCCUGAGGUGGCUUGACUCGAAGGAGCCGGAAUCGGUGGUUUACGUGUGUUUCGGGAGUAUGACAUUUUUUCGAACACCUCAGCUACGUGAGAUAGCGAAGGGGCUGGAGGCCUCCGGGAGGGAAUUCGUGUGGGUGGUGAGGAGGGGCGAGAGGGUGAUUGAGGAGGAGUGGCUGUUCGGCGAGUUUCAGGGGAGGGGGGUGAGGCGGCGGGCGAGGGAAUUGGGGGCUGCGGCGAGGAGGGCGGUGGAGGAAGGCGGGUCGUCGGAGAUUGAGUUCCGGCGUUUGGUGGCGGAGAUUAGGAGAUACCGCUGUGCUUGA